CGAGCUCCUUAUCGACCCCAACAGCAGCUGGGGCAGCCAACCACUUUGUUGAACGGGAACUCGUUAGAAAGAGACGAUCGUGGAAAAAUCGUUGGAAAAGUGUAAACAGACUAGAAAACAGCGGAAUUAAACUGUUCUGAAGCAUUGUUACUUUGUCACCCGAAUAACGGAAACCGUCGUCGCUUUUCGCCGGUACCGAGGCAUACACAAAACUUCCCAAAGAGGAAUUCUCUCAUUCAGGAUGUCGGAGUGAAACAAAGAGGUCUGAGGGUAUUCCUGUCGGAAAGGGGUUGAACUUCAUCCUUGUGGCCUUCUCUGAAUGGGAAAGAUGGAAAGGGAAUUACAAUGGUGGAAAGGACAGCUAGCAGAGGAUAUCCAUCAGUCCCUUCGCAUCAAGGAGUUGAAGCUGCCUGUGUACCGGGCCCACUCCCCUCAGAUAGGGAUGCGUCGGUACUUUGCGGACCUGCUGGCCAUACUGUCGAACCGCUACCAGCUGUGUCCUACAGCCAGACACCUGUCUGUCUACCUACUGGACCUGUUCAUGGACCACUACGAUGUAGCCGUCAAACAGCUCUACGUCAUCGCUCUGUCCUGCCUGCUCCUUGCCAGUAAGUUUGAGGAGAGGGAGGAUCGUGUACCUAAGUUGGAGCAGCUCAACUCCCUGGGCUUCAUGUGUUCUCUGAGCCUUGUUCUCAACAAGAGAGACCUCAUCAAGAUGGAGCUGCUGCUGUUGGAGACGUUCAGCUGGAACCUGUGUAUGCCCACCCCGGCCCACUUCAUAGACUACUACCUCCAGGCCUCGGUGCAGGAGGGAGACCUGUACAACGGCUGGCCUCUCUCCUCCCUCUCCAAGACCAAAACCUUUAUGGAAAAGUACACACACUACUUCCUGGAGGUGUCACUGCAAGACCAUGCGUUCCUGAGUUUCCGGCCGUCUCAGGUGGCAGCAGCAUGCGUAGCGGCGUCUCGUAUCUGUCUCCAGAUUUCUCCGAGCUGGACCACGUCUCUACACCUACUGACUGGAUACACCUGGGACCACCUCACACACUGCAUCAAACUCAUGCUGCUUGCCCAUGACAACGAUGUGAAGGAGGCCAACAAACCCAAAUCCACCCCUCCAUUGUCUUGCUCCUCCUCUCUCCAGUCCCACCCUCCUCCCUCCCACCUCUCCCCGGUCCAGAGACCAGCUACCUCCUCCAAUCCCCAGCAACUCCUCUUCCAGCCUGGCCCAGUGGGCUUCCCUCACCUCUCCCAGCACUCCCCCUCCCUGUCCCAGCUCCAUGCGCUAGCUGACUCCCAGGCUUUGGGGCCUGCUGUGGUCAACAUGUCCCAGGACAUCCUCCAGAGCCACAGGAUGGGGCUGCUCACUGGGGCCAACACCAUGACCUCCACAGCAGGGACCUUCCCCUCCUAUCCUAGCCUGACUUCGGGGCUGCAGCCUGGGGCUCGGGUGGCACCGCUGGCCUUGCAGGGCCCCAUCUCCAUGCAGGUAGCCUUGGCUGCGGAGCCGCGACACUGCCUCAGCAUGGCCUACAGCGGAGGGUACCUGGGGGGCGUGGGCCCCCACCACACCUUCACGUCAGCGGGCUGCUUCGAUAGGUGACGCCAGGAGACGGAGGAGAGGAUGAACAGCAAACCGCCCCGAGCCAGGGACAGGGAGCGCUCCAAUCCUCUUCCCUCACUACUUCCUCCUCCUCUCCGCUCCCUGGCAGACCUCCUCUCCAUCUCCGUCAGCACCCCGUCCCCCUCCUCGGCCGCCCCCCGCCCUGCGCCCCCCACCCUCAGACAGAGACGGCGAGAAAGACGGCUAAAACACAAGCAAAGGUCAAAGGGCACCGAUGACCCCGUAGAGGUCAUCACACUGACAUGACACCUGAUGUCACUGACUGAUGUUGAACGCUGUGUUCCGAUCACGUCACAGGAACACGAUUCCAAGGCAAUAGCAUUAACCCACUGUAGAAUGGUCACGGUAUGUCCCUGAUUAAGAUGCUGUUAUCACUGUGAACCAGAGGCUAUGCAGCAUGAUUCCUCCUCAGUGCCUCCUGUGUUUCGACCAGAGUGAUGUCUGUCUGUGAAUUCAGAUGAAGUGCUGCUGGGUCUCUCACUGUAAUCCAAAAAUAUCAACUCAACUGAAGACGAGAAAUAGGCCAGUAAAGUGACAUAUUGAGCUGCUGACUUGGGAACAGUGGUAUGAAGUGUUAUAAGUAGACAUACCAGUGAAUUUAAAAGGCUGUGUCACUUGCUAUGUCAGCCUUAUAUCACUCUUAUGCCAGUGAAUAAAGGGAUUAUGUCACUCGUCACUAAGUGCUCCAGGGACAUUCUGAGAAUUCCUACCCAAAAUCCUCUCUGGCUGGGGAGGGGAGGCCACAGAGUUCAUUGUUCUGUCACAGCAGGGGAAAUCCAUAGUUUUAACAUAGCUGUCAUGUUUUGGCUUUCUCUUCUUUCAUCCUUCUCCCUUCCUUCCUCCUUGUCACCUCUCCUUACAGCCUUUAUUCUCCCUUCCUCCCUCCUUGUCACCUCUCCUUACAGCCACCAAGUCUCGUAAUGAGGGUUAAAAAGUGAAGCUUUGUUUCCCACGUCCCUCCACUCAGACUUUAAGUGGAAGUGAACUGACAUGGAAUGCUCAUGAUAAAGGAGACUUGGAAACAUAGAAAUAGAAUGAUUGGCAUUCUAAUUCUAUGCUUAGAACUUUGUUGAAGUAGACAAUGAAAUGCUGCUGCCUUCUAUUAGAAGUGAUGGUUCUGUGUGAGCUGAAGACUUGUUUCCAUGAACCACAGCGUAUAUCAGGGACUUGAUUUAAUGGAUUACUUGAAUACGAUGCCAUUGAAACGUGCCGUAGCUUUUUAUUUAUAUUGACACAUUUAUUCAUUGUUGCUUUAUUUUGUAUUCUUUGGUUAAGUAAGUUUAGUUUGAGUUCUUUUUAUACCAGCGUGUAAACAGCCUAUAAACAUUGUUCAUUUGUAAUGUUUUUUUCUGUGCCCUUGUAUAACUGUAUAUUCAGGCUCAGGUUAGGCUGAGAAUAUCCAAUCAGCCGUCUCCUUAUUGCUGAGGUUACCCGAUCAGCUGUCUUCAUACUGUGUCCUAAUGAGUGUGUUUUAAGUAGAUAUUAGCAUGGCACCCAGGAGGGUUUCUCACGUAUCUACCUCUCUGAGGAAGAGGACCUGAAUUUUUAAAUGACAUACUGAGCUAUAUAAACAAACACUAAGUUUGCAUCCUGGUAGAAUCCGUGACCUUGAGGACGAUGAAACACACAGCCCAUCUGCAGCUUGUCAUUACUAAUUGCUUCCCACAUUUCCAGCACUGCAUUUCCCAAACUUCUACUUCCUGUUGGAACGUAAACACAUCCAGAUUCCCCUUCUGGGUCUCGCUGGUUACCGUGGCGAUGGCCCAAAAAAAUCUACAUCGGGCUCACUCAGAAGGAGAGUUAGUUGGAACGUUAUAGAAUGUUUAGAUAGAAAUGUGCUAUUUAGAUCAGCUAUGGGUAUCUGUUGUGUAGAGCAGGGAAUAAUGGAAGCUCUAUAAAUCACAUUUCUAUCUGCUACGGUGUAAACUUCUGGUCCUAUUCUCUGUCCGUAUGCUUUUGAAUGUGUAUGUUUUUACUGUGGUUGUACCUUGUCCCCAGCAGUUUUCAGACUUAAACUAUGCUGAUACUACUAAGGCUGUGUUCUGGUUCUCAGAACAUUUUCUAUAUAGGUUUUUAUGUUCUGAUUCUCAAUGUUCCAGGCUUAGAUAUCAGAGAUUUAUUUCAUUGAACGCUGUAUGAAGCCUGCUUAAGCAAGUUAUCUGUCAAGCAUUUGAAAUGUGUCUAAACCUUUUUAUAGCAUGAACAUACCUUACUGUAGUCUAGAUAGUAAUUUACUAGAAAUGGAAUGAAGGGCUUACUAGAGAACUGUAUGUUGUUACUAGCAACCAAAUAUCUUUCUGCCUGAUCUCUUCUGAACUAUGUCAAUCUACCCAGACCCACUCACUGUACGGCCAUCACUACUUUUUAUAGACAAAGGGAUUCUGCCUUUUUUGUUAACUACAGUUUGUUAUUUUACAUUCCUGUUAUUUUAAGUGUAUUUUAUUUACUCUUGUUCUUCCUGUGUUUAAUAAAGAUGGAUGCAGUCGGCGUGGAGUACUGGGUCAUAUUCAUUAGGCACCAAACGGAAGAAAACGGACAAACAGGGAGGGACUAUAUUAACUUGUCCAAUUUAGAAAGAUUUUUUUUCUGUUGCAAAACGUUUUGCUACGGUGUGACCUAAUGAAUACGACCCUGUUUUAGAUAAAAGAACUCGGUCUUCCCUCACUAAAAAGCUACUUCUCGCUGAGGUCUCAAGGUGCAAUAUGUUUUUGUUUGUAGAACCAUAGCAAUAGAAUUGAUUCCUUCUAUUUCUACUGCUAGAGGUCUUCUCUCACAGCCGUCACUGUCUCGUGUAUAGCUCUCACCACUGGUUCAUCUUUUAUAACUUAAUUCUUUGACAUUAUUGUGUGAUUUGACUCGACGUUGAUCCUUGCUGCCAGAAAGCCGAGAGCUCUGAACACUAUGUUGCAUAUUGCAGCCUUGAUUGGUGUCCUGUACGUGUUGCUAUAGCGAUACUGUGCAUUUUUCUAUGUCCACAGAACUGUGCUGAGAAACACACACACACACAACCACACUACUUGUCCAAUGAAAUGACACCAGAAAUGUCCCACGUCUAUUUUUGUAAAGCUGUUUUUGUAGUCUUUGUUGAAGUGACACAGAGAUAAGUUUCUUUUAUCAGAUGAGCCGUUGAAAUAAACAACAAAAAUGAACUAAA
Messenger RNA from Salvelinus fontinalis (brook trout), 4778 nucleotides. Its product is annotated as cyclin-J-like. NCBI's taxonomy places the organism in Eukaryota, Metazoa, Chordata, Actinopteri, Salmoniformes, Salmonidae. Bases 320 to 1603 code for a protein of 427 amino acids. The transcript is spliced from 6 exons. Gene Ontology annotation, biological process: mitotic cell cycle phase transition; regulation of cyclin-dependent protein serine/threonine kinase activity. Gene Ontology annotation, molecular function: cyclin-dependent protein serine/threonine kinase regulator activity. The record is from RefSeq and is a predicted model, not a curated record. Gene Ontology annotation, cellular component: nucleus; cytoplasm; cyclin-dependent protein kinase holoenzyme complex.